CUCUACCUGUAAAUCUGCUGUGCCAUCUCCCAACAAAUGGACGUGACAGGCUACCGCCAGAGAGCGAGAAAAGCUAUAGCAGCUCCCGUACUCGAGAAAUUGUCUUCUUUCUUUUUAAACGACCUCUCAUUAUAAAAAUACAGCGAUAAACUGCGACCUUAAACGUGAGGCGCGCAUUCAACAGUGCGCGCUGCGGAGCCGAAGUAGCGGACCUGCUGGAAGCUACGCUGUUUAAACAAGGUGGAGCAGCGAGUGAAUCCAUCGACUGGUGAGGACAACACGCCUCUUCAACACAACAGAAAUAAUACUUAUAUAGUUUAAUCCGCCAGGACUGUCGAGGAAAUCGUGACUUGUUGCGGAGUUUGCAAGAAAACGAGAUUUUUACGCACAGAUAAAAGGAUGACGCGCAAUUCCAGCCAUGAACGCGCACCGUGAGGCGCACGACUGACGCCUUCAUUUCAAAAGAAGUUUUUAUUAUUGUGCUUGCGUCUGCUGUCGACUAAACUUUUACGUCCUUGCCUUGGUAAAGCCAGAUGAGAAGGCUGAGAGCAGCGGAAGGUGGUUGACUUAAUAUGGCUGUGCCGCUGGGGCAUCAGGGGGCGCUGGCCGGAGCUCCCCAAAGCGCCUGAAUCCCUGUUGAGUUGAUUGUUUUGGGGGGUUUGGCAGGUGACCAGAAGCCGAUAAUGCCGAAGAACAGGGAUAAAUUCAACCCGGACCCGUCCAUCCACAUAUCCAAGAUGAAUGUGAUCAUCCCGUUUUCAUCAGAUGUGCCCUGUGACAGCAACGGCCAGCGGAUGUGGUGGGCUUUCCUCGCCUCUUCCAUGGUCACUUUCUUUGGGGGUCUCUUCAUAAUCCUCCUGUGGAGAACUCUCAAAUACCUGUGGACUGUGUGCUGCCACUGUAACACCAAGAAGAAGACAGUCCAUCGGCUCACCACAGGUGAUGGCAUCAAGCGCACUGACAAGGAUGACCCGGCGGCCAGCGAGGUGGGCUGGAUGACCUCGGUCAAAGACUGGGCUGGAGUCAUGAUAUCCGCUCAGACACUGACAGGAAGAGUCCUGGUGGUGCUCGUAUUUGCUCUCAGCAUUGGAGCCCUUGUUAUAUACUUCAUAGAUUCCUCUGAUCCUAUCGAGUCCUGUCAGAACUUCUACAAAGACUUAACGUUGCAGAUCGACAUGGCGUUCAACGUGUUCUUCUUGCUGUACUUCGGCCUCCGUUUUAUUGCUGCCAAUGACAAGCUGUGGUUCUGGUUGGAGGUGAACUCAGUGGUGGACUUCUUCACGGUCCCUCCGGUGUUUGUUUCGGUGUACCUGAACAGGAGCUGGCUCGGCUUGAGAUUUUUAAGGGCCUUAAGGUUGAUACAGUUCUCAGAAAUUUUACAGUUUUUGAAUAUACUAAAGACAAGCAACUCAAUAAAGCUGGUGAACCUUUGUUCAAUCUUCAUAAGCACAUGGCUAACUGCAGCAGGCUUCAUUCAUUUGGUGGAAAACUCAGGGGAUCCUUGGGAAAACUUCCAAAAUUCCCAGGCACUUUCUUACUGGGAAUGUGUCUACUUACUCAUGGUUACUAUGUCCACUGUUGGCUAUGGAGACGUUUAUGCAAAAACCACCCUGGGCCGCCUGUUUAUGGUCUUCUUCAUCCUUGGUGGUUUGGCCAUGUUUGCGAGCUACGUCCCUGAAAUCAUAGAGUUAAUAGGAAACCGCAAGAAAUAUGGUGGUUCCUAUAGUGCUGUUAAUGGGAGAAAGCACAUCGUGGUCUGUGGUCAUAUAACACUUGAGAGUGUGUCCAACUUUCUAAAAGACUUCCUACACAAGGACAGGGACGAUGUCAAUGUAGAAAUUGUUUUUCUCCAUAAUAUUUCCCCUAAUCUUGAGCUGGAAGCCUUGUUCAAACGACACUUCACCCAGGUAGAGUUUUACCAAGGGUCUGUCCUAAACCCACACGACCUGGCCAGAGUCAAGAUUGAAUCAGCUGAUGCUUGUUUGAUCUUAGCCAACAAAUACUGUGCGGACCCUGAUGCUGAGGAUGCAUCAAACAUCAUGAGGGUAAUAUCUAUCAAAAACUACCAUCCAAAGAUCAGAAUAAUCACUCAAAUGUUGCAGUACCACAAUAAGGCCCACCUUUUGAACAUCCCAAGCUGGACCUGGAAGGAGGGAGAUGACGCCAUUUGUCUUGCGGAGCUGAAGCUCGGUUUCAUCGCCCAGAGCUGCCUGGCUCAGGGCCUCUCCACCAUGUUGGCCAACCUUUUUUCCAUGAGAUCCUUCAUCAAGAUUGAGGAAGACACGUGGCAGAAGUAUUACCUUGAAGGAGUAGCCAAUGAGAUGUACACGGAGUACCUGUCAAGUGCCUUUGUGGGCUUGUCCUUCCCUGUUAUUUGCGAACUCUGCUAUGUGAAGCUAAAGCUACUACUGAUAGCUAUAGAGUACAAGUCUGAUAUAAGGGAAAGCAGCACGCUGAUAAACCCUGGAAACCACGUGAAAAUGCAGGAGGGGACCUUGGGCUUCUUCAUUGCCAGCGAUGCCAAAGAAGUAAAGAGGGCACUGUUUUACUGUAAAGCCUGCCAUGAUGACAUUACUGAUCCCAAAAGGAUAAAGAAAUGUGGAUGCAAGAAAUCCAAGACGGCCGCCUACAAGAAAAUCAGACUGGCAUGUUGUUUUGAUUGCGGCCGCUCAGAGCGGGACUGCUCUUGCAUGCCAGUUAAUGUGCGUUGUAACAUGGACUCCCCUCAACGCGACAUCCCACUCUCUGCUGUCUCUGUUAAUGAUUGCUCAGCCACUUUACGUGCCUCUAAAAAUAGCUAUAAUGGAUAUAUCAAAUCAAUUGAAGAGGACCAACAGCUGGCAUUAUCGCCUAAAAAAAAGCAACGAAAUGGAAACAUGAGGAAUUCUCCAAACUCCUCACCCAAGAUAAUGAGACAUGACCCGCUCUUCAUCCCUGGGAACGAGCAGAUUGAGAGCAUGGACGAGAACGUAAAGAAAUACGACUCCACGGGGAUGUUUCACUGGUGCCCGUCCAAAGACAUCGAGAAGGUCAUCUUGACCCGGAGCGAGGCAGCCAUGACUGUUCUGAGCGGUCACGUGGUCGUGUGCAUAUUUGGAGAUGUGAAAUCGGCGUUGAUCGGCCUCCGAAACUUUGUCAUGCCGCUGAGAGCGAGCAACUUUCACUACCAUGAGCUGAAGCACAUCGUGUUUGUCGGCUCCCUUGAGUAUCUGAAGCGGGAGUGGGAGACUCUUCACAAUUUUCCAAAAGUCUCCAUUCUACCUGGCACACCGUUGAGUCGUGCAGAUCUGAGGGCUGUCAACAUUAACCUCUGCGACAUGUGUGUCAUUCUGUCAGCGAAUCAGAACAAUAUUGACGAUGCAUCACUGCAGGACAAAGAAUGCAUCUUGGCGUCACUCAACAUCAAAUCCAUGCUGUUUGACGACAGCAUCGGGGUCUUGCAGGCUAAUUCCCAAGGCUUCACACCACCAGGGAUGGAUAGAUCCUCUCCUGAAAACAGCCCAGUCCAUGGAUUAGUAAGGCAGACUUCUGUCACAACUGGAGCAAAUAUUCCCAUCAUAACAGAACUAGUGAAUGACUCGAAUGUUCAGUUCCUGGACCAAGAUGAUGAUGACGACCCAGACACAGAGUUAUACCUCACUCAGCCUUUUGCAUGUGGGACAGCCUUCGCAGUCAGUGUGCUGGAUUCCUUAAUGAGUGCUACAUACUUCAAUGAUAAUAUCCUCACCUUGAUCCGGACGCUGGUAACAGGCGGGGCGACGCCAGAGCUGGAGGGGCUGCUGGCAGAGGAGAAUGCAUUACGAGGCGGCUACAGCACGCCACAGACCCUGGCGAACAGAGACAGGUGUCGUGUGGCACAGCUGGCCUUGUACGACGGGCCCUUUGCAGACCUUGGGGAUGGCGGUUGUUAUGGUGACCUGUUUUGUAAAGCCCUGAAAACAUACAACAUGCUGUGCUUUGGUAUCUAUCGGUUAAGAGACGCACAUCUAAACAAUCAGAACCAAUGUACCAAACGGUAUGUCAUAACCAAUCCACCAUAUGCGUUUGAGCUGGUGCCCUCAGACCUGAUAUUCUGCCUGAUGCAGUUUGACCACAACGCUGGCCAGUCUCGAACCAGCCUCUCCCACUCUUCACAUUCGUCCCAUUCCUCCAGCAAAAAGAGCUCCUCCGUCCACUCUAUCCAAACCACCAACCGCACCAACCGCACUAAAAGCAGGGACUCGAGAGACAAACAAAAAAAAAAGACAUGGUUUACAGAUGAGCCAGAGGAUACCCACCUGAGGACCAUACAGAUCAAGCCUGUGAAUACACUCGCCGUCAACCAAGUCAGUCAGUAUAAAUCCACAAGCAGCUUGAUUCCACCCAUCAGAGAAGCAGAAGACGAGUGCUGAGCUCCAGAACUGCACUGACACCUGAAUGCUUCCCAGAAGACUUAGUGUGUAGGUGUCGGACUGGGACUCAGGAUAUCUUCUCAUCUUCAAACACAAAUCAUCCAUUAACAUUAGAAGGGACAAACCAUACUGCUUUCUUCAUUCACAUAUGCAGCAAGCCUAUUGUACAAGCAGAUUUAGAAACGUACAUGAAAUAUACAUGAAGACAAUCAUGGCCAAACGUCGCAACCACUCAUCUAUUAGCUUGUGCAGCUAAUCUUUAGUGGUGACCAGACUCCAUGACUUUUUUGUUCCAUUUUGGGGAAUGAGGGUCACUUGAAGGAGAACAGCAAUGUAAAAAUUCAAAGUACUACUACAAGAGGGGAUUAUUAUGAUAACUUGAUCAAGUUUUGCAAUUGUAAAAGUUGCCUUUUUAGCUGUUGAUGAAGAACUACUACUACUGCAUUUAUUAUACCCAGUGUUGCAGUAUUCUGUACAGUAUGUUAAAAUGUGUAUUUUACAUCCAGCUGCAGUCCCACCACAAUGGCGUUAAGUGACUGACUCUCAGUGAUUCCUUUGCCAUUUGGAGCUAAUUCACAACAUUUGUGACAGUUAAGAUGGCCAGUGUCCAUGUGUAAAUGGCAUUUGGCUCCAGCCUUAUCUCUAUCCAUUUAUAUUUGUCUUAUCUUUGCCUUUUUGAGUCGUUUGUUGUUAAUGUUUUCAUGUCACUGUCUGGUUGCAAUGUCCAAAACCCCAGAAAUCUUAAUAAGUAAAGCUUUUGAGUAUCUGCAACAUUUCUCCAGGGGUAAAAACUUUAGGAAUAUUCUUUUCUUUGUCAAUAGCCAAAUAUGAUGGAGCUGUUUUGUAUAUUAGAAAAUAACCAAAAGUCUCACACAGUUUCUAAAAGUGACAGAUCUAAUAAUUUACUUAAGACACAAUAGACAGUAAAGCCAAAUACUAUGAUAUUGCAUGGCACCCUAUUAAAAGUCUGUAGCUUAGUUGAAUGUGAAAGCCACAUAUCGCAUGAAGUGGGCAUCUUUAAGUCCUCCUUUGGCUGUAAGCACUGCUUGACACAGGAUUGUCUUGGAGGCCAUUAAGUGCUUAUAUGUACUCCAUGACCAAUCUUAAUGCCAUAAUCAGACAUGUUCAUGCCUGACAUGACAUAUUUUUUAGAUACUUGAAAAACAGCUCUAUCAUAAAAAGUGAUUUUGGCUAUUUUUGUGUUCUGAUAGAUUCUAUUUUGUUCGUAAACCAUCUUGGUGAUCAAUAUCAUAUCCGAUAUAAUGUCCACACGUCUAAUGAAACACGGGUCAUUUGUUUCAGUUUGUAAGAGCAUGAGACCAGAAUGCAGAGCUAAUAGUGGUUAUUAAUCUUGUCUUAUUUAAAUAAUACAACAUAGCUAUAUUGGCACUGUAGUCAUUUUACAUCAGAAUCAAUGAAGGGGAAAGAAAAGUUAAUAAAAAUUAAAAAAAACAACCCAAGCAAUCCUUAAAAUCCUUAAUCCACAGAGGAUGUGUCACAGUCCAGCCAAGGAUACAUGUUGGAUGUGAAAAGAGAGAGGUUGUGACAUUUUUACUGGCACAGAGAGCAUCAAAACUGCCCAUUCCUCAGUGCCAGUAAUGUGCCAGGCAGUGCCGAAGCCAAGGGAGGACUCCAGAAGACCCACUGCUGCGAAAAGAGGCUUCUAGUUUAGCUGGAUUGAACACAAAUUCACUUUUGCUGUGAGACUGAGAAAUGUACUCUUUGCUUUAAAUCUUGCCAGCUUAGAGACCAUUCUUUUAAAAAUGCAUCGUUGAAUUUGUUAUUAUGAGGUUGUAAUUCCCUGAAGAUAACUAGAACUCUAAUAAAUAAUUUGAAGUCUUAAAACUAUUUUUAAAUGACCCAUGGUCAAUAGCAGAUCCUUCUGCAAUUAAUUUUUAUGUACUCUUCAAAGAAAUCUUUAAAGCUUAAUGUAAAAUAUUUCUUUCUAGUGUGUUCUUGUUAGACAGUACCUGUGGGGUAUAGAGACAUUCAGCAUUGCAGUCUAGUUUGUAUUAUUUUGUGAUAUUUUUUUUAGCACAUGACUUGUGGAUACAAUGACAGUGCUAAGUUGAUUUUCUGACUAUGUCAUAAUACCCAAUAAUAAAUACAGUUUAUUGUCUUGUACAAAUAGGCUUGUACAUAAAUUGUACAUGAUUUCAUUUUGUAUUUUCACAAAUUAAAAGCUGAUGUAUUGUGUUCUA
Micropterus dolomieu (smallmouth bass) is the source of this 6592-nucleotide messenger RNA. Its product is annotated as calcium-activated potassium channel subunit alpha-1. Bases 684 to 4391 code for a protein of 1235 amino acids. The record is from RefSeq and is a predicted model, not a curated record. Gene Ontology annotation, molecular function: large conductance calcium-activated potassium channel activity. Gene Ontology annotation, biological process: potassium ion transport; transmembrane transport. Lineage: Eukaryota; Metazoa; Chordata; Actinopteri; Centrarchiformes; Centrarchidae. Gene Ontology annotation, cellular component: postsynaptic membrane. The transcript is spliced from 31 exons.